CUGGAAGAAAUGCACAAUGUCAAGCAGCAAUUGGAAAGUGAUAAGGAAGUUAUGCUGAGCAAUUUUCAGAUGGUUAAGGAGGUCAAUAAAACACUGCGUCAAGAACUGGACGAGCUUCAUGGCACUCGAAAUGGUAGGGAAAGUUUGCUGGUCUACAGGAUUUUUAUACUAAAUAUAUUAAAGUGGAUAAUUCUUAACUGUACGUAAUCUUACCUCAUUGGUAAGUACAUGGUCACUCUUAUCAGUAUUAUUGUAACCGCAUAGGUACAUGGUUACUGAUACCAGUAUUCUGGUUACUGAUAUCAGUGGCUUUAACCUCACUGGUAUAACCUCAUUGGUACAUGGUUACUGAAAGAGAAUUAAAUUCUUGUGUCUUGUUAAUUGUGUAUUCAUUUUUAAAACAUCUGAUACCUUGUCCCUUAAAGAUGUCAUCAAGAAUUCUUUGUUUCACAUUGUCCUCUGCCAAUUCAUUUCUAAUAUCAGCAGACCUGCCAACCCUUCCGAUUUUGUCGGAAUUAUAAAGAUUUUGUACCCUUCAUUCCGACAAUCCCCUUAAAAUUCAGAUUUUUCUAACUUCAUAAUUUUUUACCCGUCAUAAAAAUCCAAAAGCAACACUAGAAAAGCAUAAUCGGGUACGACAGGAAGUGCUGCAUUUGUUUUUGCGAAGUGCAUACAUGUCCGGCGACCCGACAAAUAAGUGAAUAAAUUCUCGAGAUAUUCAUCUAUAAAUAAUAUAUUCAACCAAGUCACAUAACCACCGUAACAAAGUUGCGCUGGAUAUUUGUCCGCCAGCCUUGUUCUGUGACCGCUACUUGUUGAUCAGAGUUUACCGUACUCUAUUUCAACAAAUUCAAGAUAGUCUGGACAUUUACAUGAAAAAGAAAUAUGUUCAAUUAUGUAAAAGAAAUACUAGAACCAUUGCUGGUAUAUAUAAUGAACAGUUGGUUGAAAAGUGACAAUGCUUUUUAUAAAGCGUGGCAUGCCCGCCGAAUGAAUAUCUCCCGCACUAUUUGUCCGGUCGCCGGACUGGAAGACACUGCCUUGUUUUUAUCGAAGCGAACCGCGAUCUUCAAAUCAUUCUUCAAUCACUAAUUGAUCCGAUCGUGAUUUAUCCUUUAACAAGGCUAAAAAAUAAUGCAGACUUUUUUUUUGUUUUUUUGUUAAACCUUUUAUUAAUUAAAUGGUUAAAUCUAUUGAAAUUGAUGGGUACAAUGAUAUUAAUAAACAAGGAAAGAAAUAUUUCUUGAGCCGAUCAUUUUGAUGCAAGAGUCAAAGAAAUGUUUCCAGACUCACAGAAUGCUAGAAGAUUGUAAAGAAAAAUUACUAUGAAAAAAGGGCAAGCAUAUCUAACUUGCUUGUAACUAAAAUCAAUUGCAAUGCUAACCUUCAGUUGUUCAAAGAGCUGUUGGACAAGUGCAAAAGGUCCACUAGGGAUAUGCUGGAAAACUGAACUCUUGCUGCCUGUGUACAUAUGUAAAUAAAAUGGAUCUUCUGUUCUGUACUGUAUAUAUCUGUAUAUAAACAUUUCUAGUACCGGUAAUGUUUUUUUCAUGUUCUGUGGUGUUCUGUGGACUCUUCAAAGACGAUGGAGAUAACUUUAUAUUUCUUUAUUUACUAAAAAGGCUGUGCAUUAGUAUAUAGAUCUUAACAAACCCCCCAUCCCAACGGGGCGCAAUCUCUGGGGGGCAGCGGCCCCACUGCCCCCUUGCGUGCUUUGCCCCUACAGAUUUUUUUUCUUGGCAGGUUGGCAGGUCUGUGUAAGUUUUGUUCUUAUGAUUGUGAGAUCAGAUGUUUACUACUAUACCAGCAAACAAAUUUUAAACCAUGAAAUUCUUUAAAUAAUCCCAGAUACUGAGGCUGGUGAGAACAUGAGUGUUUUUGUGGAUAUACAGCUGCGUGAACUAAUGGGUGAGUUGAAGGAAGUCAAGGAAGAAAGAGAUGCCCUCUUCAACAGGUUGAUGCAGGUAAUGCUUGUAUACUCAAAUACCAGGUUAACCCUUUAAAGUCUAUGCAUUGUCUAAAAUUAAUUUAUUUCUCACUAUCAGGCAUCACACUGACAUUUUACUUAUUCAAAUGCUAAGAAGAAAAUAAAAGCAUUCCUGAAUAAAUUGCUAUGCAUACACUGUUUCAAAAGAUACCUAUUUCUGAAUCUGAAAUCACAUACCUGGUUUCACUCAACUUUGAUAUAGUGGAGUCAUGGCUGAACUGAUUAAUUUAUUUUUAAAAUAAAAAAAACAUGUUUUUUCAGACAUUGAAUGAACUCAGAAAUCAAUAUUUUAAUCAAAGGCCCAAAAACAAGAAAAUUGAUACAGAAGAUACUUGUCCAUUACUUUUUAUUUAAAUCUGUUUUUAAUAAGUCUUAUGUCUAUAUUUUUUGUUAAUCCUCUGGAUGUGCAGAUGGACUCCCUGAAAGCUGACUUUGACAAGUCAAAAAUUGAUUUUGAGCAGCAAUUAAAAGUGAGUAAAAUGCUGUACCUCAACACAUUUUUUUAUGAUUCUUACAAUGUUGAUUGGGGUAAAAUGCAUAUUAUAAAAUAAUAAAAUAAUGAAAUUAUCUUGACACUUGCAACUUAGUUGAGAAAUGACACUCAAACAUUGCCUUUUAAUUAUUUAAAAUACUUUUUUUUUUUUUUUUUUGGAAAGGAAAAAUCAAGUAAUCACGAGAAAGAAUUAGAGGUCCUGCAGAUUAAGCAUGAGCAAACUUGACACUUGCAACUUAGUUGAGAAAUGACACUCAAACAUUGCCUUUUAAUUAUUUAAAAUACUUUUUUUUUUUUUUUUUUUGGAAAGGAAAAAUCAAGUAAUCACGAGAAAGAAUUAGAGGUCCUGCAGAUUAAGCAUGAGCAAAUAAUAACUACUUUUGAGGAUCAAAGCGCUAAACUUACAAGUCAGCUUGAGGCUUAUCAAUCGAGAGAAAAAGAAAACAACUCAGAGGUGAAGACCUGGAAGGUAAAAAUAAAAGAGUCAAAGCAUUUUUAAGUCGGUUAUUAUGUGUUUAUGCAGUUAAAAUUGAAAGGGUUUUUUAAUAAUUACUCAAGAAAAUGUCUUAUUAUUGAAUAUUAUUAUCUUAAUUAAAUUUUUUUUUAAAAUUAUCCAAAAUAUGUAUAUAUAAAUUAAACAAUAUAUAUAUAAAAAUAAAUUACCCAAUAUUCUUACUUAUAUAAUAAAAAUAAUAAUAAUUAGUGGUCUUUUAUAGCGCGGUACCCCAGCCUAGAGCUGGGCUCACCGAACAAACAUAAAAAUAUCAAAAGAGACAUAAUCUAUAAAUUUAUAAAAAAAAUUUGAGCGAAGAAAAUUAUUAUUUUAAAGUCAACUAAAUGGUAUAUUUUCUGUCUCAGUUUAUGUAUAUAUAGACUGAGCUGACAAGUUUUAUAACUCUGUUGUGUUUCUAAUUUAACAAAUUCUAUAAAUUUAAUCACAUAUUAAAGGAAAAAUCAAACAGUCUGAUGAAAGAAAUUGAGAAUAUUCAGAUUCACCAAGAGCGCACUGUUGCUGAUUUUAAGGAGCAAAUUUCAGAU
Molecule: messenger RNA, 3518 nt
Organism: Lymnaea stagnalis (great pond snail)
Lineage: Eukaryota; Metazoa; Mollusca; Gastropoda; Lymnaeidae
Source: the annotation of a GenBank genome assembly